Panthera uncia (snow leopard) is the source of this 1522-nucleotide messenger RNA. It is a transcript of the gene CHN2, whose product is annotated as chimerin 2. The transcript is spliced from 13 exons. Gene Ontology annotation, molecular function: GTPase activator activity. The record is from RefSeq and is a predicted model, not a curated record. Gene Ontology annotation, biological process: regulation of small GTPase mediated signal transduction; positive regulation of GTPase activity; signal transduction. Bases 34 to 1440 code for a protein of 468 amino acids. NCBI's taxonomy places the organism in Eukaryota, Metazoa, Chordata, Mammalia, Carnivora, Felidae.
CUGAGCCAGCAGCGACGCGCGGGGCGCGCGGAGAUGGCAGCGUCCAGCAACUCCAGCCUGUCCGGCUCCUCGGUGUCCUCGGAUGCUGAAGAAUACCAGCCUCCAAUAUGGAAAUCGUACUUAUAUCAGUUACAGCAAGAGGCCCCUCGUCCCAAGAGGAUCAUUUGUCCUGGGGAGGUGGAGAACAGACCAAAAUAUUAUGGAAGAGAGUUUCAUGGGAUCAUCUCCCGGGAGCAGGCAGACGAGCUUCUCGGAGGCGUGGAGGGUGCCUACAUUCUUAGAGAAAGCCAACGCCAGCCAGGAUGCUACACGUUAGCUCUAAGGUUUGGAAACCAGACUUUAAACUACAGGCUCUUCUAUGAUGGAAAACACUUCGUGGGCGAGAAGAGAUUUGAGUCGAUUCACGAUCUGGUCACAGACGGCUUGAUAACACUGUACAUAGAAACAAAAGCUUCUGAAUACAUUUCCAAAAUGACAACAAACCCCAUUUACGAGCACAUUGGAUAUGCCACUCUGCUCAGAGAAAAAGUAUCCAGGAGGCUGAGCAGGUCGAAAAACGAAUCAAGGAAAACAAGCGUCGCAAAUGAAGAACACACGGCGGUUGAAAAGAUCUCGUCCCUGGUCCGAAGGGCCGCCCUCACGCACAACGACAACCACUUCAACUAUGAGAAGACACACAACUUCAAGGUCCACACGUUCCGAGGCCCGCACUGGUGUGAAUACUGUGCCAACUUCAUGUGGGGGCUCAUCGCCCAAGGGGUUCGGUGCUCAGACUGUGGAUUGAACGUACACAAACAGUGUUCCAAGCACGUUCCCAACGACUGUCAACCUGAUCUCAAGAGGAUCAAGAAGGUAUACUGUUGUGACCUCACAACACUCGUAAAGGCUCACAACACUCAGAGGCCCAUGGUGGUGGACAUAUGCAUACGGGAAAUCGAAGCAAGAGGAUUGAAGUCGGAAGGUCUUUACAGAGUCUCUGGGUUCACCGAACACAUUGAAGAUGUCAAAAUGGCAUUUGACAGAGACGGUGAAAAGGCAGAUAUAUCUGCCAACAUCUAUCCAGACAUAAACAUCAUCACUGGAGCCCUUAAACUGUACUUCAGAGACUUACCCAUUCCUGUUAUCACCUAUGACACCUAUCCCAAAUUUAUCGAAGCAGCGAAAAUCUCCAAUGCAGACGAGAGGCUGGAAGCUGUCCAUGAAGUGCUGAUGCUGCUGCCUCCCGCCCACUAUGAGACCCUCCGGUACCUGAUGAUCCACCUCAAGAAGGUGACUUUGAAUGAAAAGGACAAUUUCAUGAAUGCUGAAAAUCUGGGGAUCGUGUUUGGACCCACCCUGAUGAGGUCCCCUGAGGACAGCACCCUCACCACCCUCCAGGACAUGCGGUACCAAAAGCUGAUUGUGCAGAUUUUAAUAGAAAAUGAAGAUGUUUUGUUUUAAUCCACCGGGGAAAUGAGCUGAAUGGCCCCAGCCCCAUCUAAGUUGAUAAGGCUAAAGGAAUAAAAGCAUUUCUUACGCUUGA